This is a messenger RNA of Ictidomys tridecemlineatus (thirteen-lined ground squirrel), 2072 nucleotides long. It is a transcript of the gene Meox1, whose product is annotated as mesenchyme homeobox 1. Gene Ontology annotation, biological process: positive regulation of transcription by RNA polymerase II; somite development. Lineage: Eukaryota; Metazoa; Chordata; Mammalia; Rodentia; Sciuridae. Gene Ontology annotation, cellular component: nucleus. The record is from RefSeq and is a predicted model, not a curated record. Gene Ontology annotation, molecular function: RNA polymerase II cis-regulatory region sequence-specific DNA binding; DNA-binding transcription factor activity, RNA polymerase II-specific.
AUGACCUACCCUCUCCUAUUGGUCUAUAUCACCCUAACUGCUAGUUCCAGAAGACCGGGCACGGGGGCCUCAGGGCUACCCCACUACCCGCCAACCCCAUUCUCCUUCCACCAGAAACCAGACUUCCCAGCGACAGCCUCAGCUGCCUACCCCGACUUCUCGGCCUCUUGCCUGGCGGCCACCCCACACAGCCUACCCCAAGAGGAGCGCCUCUUCACUGAGCAGCACCCCGCCUUCCCGCAGCCUCCUGACUGGCACUUCCCUGUCUCCGAGGCCCGGCAGAGGCUCAACCUGGGCCCAGCUGGAGGCUCCAGGGAGAUGGGAGCCAGCAGCCCAGGCCUGGUAGACACCAUGGGAGGCCCAGGCGAGGACUACGGGGUGCUUGGGAGCACGGCCAGUGAGACGGAGAAGAAAUCAUCCAGACGGAAAAAGGAGAGUUCAGACAAUCAAGAGAACCGAGGGAAACCAGAAGGCAGCAGCAAGGCCCGGAAGGAGAGGACAGCCUUCACCAAGGAGCAGCUUCGGGAGCUGGAGGCUGAGUUCGCUCACCAUAACUACCUGACCCGGCUCCGCAGAUAUGAGAUCGCGGUAAACCUGGACCUCUCUGAACGACAGGUGAAAGUGUGGUUCCAGAACCGAAGGAUGAAGUGGAAGCGUGUGAAAGGGGGUCAGCCUGUCUCUCCCCAUGGGCAGGACCCUGAGGAUGGGGACUCUGCAGCCUCUCCAAGUUCAGAGUGAGGUUCUCCAUGGAGAAAAUAAAGACUAAGGACUGAGCCCCUCCCCAACUGCCCCUUCCCUGUCCCACCUUCACCUUUCCCCCUCUGCCCCACAGUUGCCUCUCCAUACCUUUCACUGACUCAGAAACGAAGCUGCCCAGGAUGCCCCGGCGCUUUGAGUUUCCCAGAAAGUGCUGUCCACAUUGCUGGCUUAGCAGCCCCUCCCCAGGGCCCUUUGCUUCCCACACUCUCGUGGAAUCAUCCAGCGCCAACUGAACUGAAUGAGUCUGGAAAGAGCUCCAGGGAUGCUGCUUCUCAGGGUCUCUUGGCCGUCACCCACACCUCCUCCUGCCACCUUCCUCCUGCUCGGCCAGGCCUCCUCCAGUUCUGGACACCACCUGGCCUGCAGGGAAAGAAACCUUGGAACCAGCUGGUGACUCAUAAAAGCAAAUGCUCCAAAAGAAAGGAAAUGAUGGAGACACACACACAUCCUGGCCCACCUUCCCAUUUUCCUCUCUGAGCUCUACAUCUGAGGCUUUGGGGGUUGUUAGUUGUCCCCAAACCCCAAGGGAAACCAGCACGAGGAGGGCUAAAGACAGCAACCCAGGGACUGCACAUCAGUAACCUGUCCCUGUCUCCAAAUGUGUUGGCUGUUGAGUGAGCAAAUUUAUGAGCAUUGACUGAAAGAAGGCAGAAAAAUAGCCUGGUAUAGGUCCUUAUGUCCCUGUUCAGGCAGGUUUGAUUGGGUGACUGAGAACAAACCCAGGACAGCACCUGCUGCUCAGCUCAAUGCAGGAAUACAGAGCUGAGGCUCCCGAGCAAAGGUCCCGGGAAGUGCAGCAGCGAUUCCUUUUCAAUCCACAAUUUCCAGAUUGAAAACCUCUCCAGAUGCUGAUACUAUUGAGAGCUGGACAGUGGCCCCUAUGUCCCAGGGAUGGAGUGAAAACAUGAGGGCUGCUGGGUGAGGACCUAUCAAUGUGGAACUCUGGAGUGGAAGGUUCCCUGGCUGCAGCAUCUUGUGCUCUCAAAGGGCUGACUGCAAACAGGACAAGGAGACAACCUCUUUUUCCAUGGGAUGCAAUUAAGUCCCUCUUGUGUGUCCCACAAAUGCCAUAACUUUGGGAAGAAUGGCUAGGUUCAUGUGUGGGCACUGCUCGGACCUCAGUCACAUCUUCUGGGGAUGCCACUUUGAGGAUUGAUGGCCAAGCAGCCCGAGGCGACUGCAGCCUUGGAAAAAGAACACCCCCCCCAACCCCGCCCCUUGAUUGGUGCUUAGUCUCUGGAUCUCAGCUGGUAUUAUAGAAGAAGGUCAGAAAGAAUUUGGAAUUUGGAUUUCUGUGUGUAGAUUUAAUCAUU